This is a messenger RNA of Homalodisca vitripennis (glassy-winged sharpshooter), 816 nucleotides long. RefSeq lists its product as uncharacterized. The record is from RefSeq and is a predicted model, not a curated record. NCBI's taxonomy places the organism in Eukaryota, Metazoa, Arthropoda, Insecta, Hemiptera, Cicadellidae. The transcript has a single exon. The coding region runs from base 1 to 816 and encodes 271 amino acids.
AUGAGCAAGGUUGAUAUUGACUAUCUGGCUAGUGAGCAAGUUGUGUGGAGGUGUGAGCCUUGCAGUGUAAAUAGGCGUAGCAGUUUGAGGCUGGAAUCUAAGGCUAAUGAAGGAACUCUGUCACUGGAGGAUGUCAUGAAGUCAAUUGAUGAACUUAGAAGUUAUCAUAAGGUGUCCAUGAGGGAUUUUAAUGAAUCAUAUGAACUACUGAACAAUAAGAUUGAUGACAACACUGAUGCCCUGAAAGAAAACACAGCCAAAAUGCGUGAGUACCUAGAAAUAAUAGAUUCUCUUAAAAAUGAAAAUAAAAAGCUGAAAGAAAAAGUGCAGUUGUUGGAAACUAAAGUAGAAGAUAUGGAGCAGUAUUCUCGGAGGAACUGUAUUGAAAUACAAGGAGUUCCAUCUAGUGAUGACGAGGUAUACGAUAGUGUGAAAAAUGUGGGUCAGGCUCUGGGCAUGGAAAUAACCGAAUCAAUGGUUGAUGCAUGUCAUUUACUGGGGAAAAGACCUAAUGCUACUGAUCCUCCGGGAAUUAUAGUCAAGUUUGUACGAAGAAUUGAUGCUGAGACUUUGUUGUCAAAAAGAAGAGGUAAGAAGCUGUCCACCAGGCAUCUAGGACUUUCAACAGACUCUCCUGUCUAUGUUAAUGAGUCUCUAACACCAGAGAGAAGGAGGCUAUUUGCCAUGGCUAGAAAGGUUAGGUCUGAUAAGAACUAUAAGUGGCUAUGGGUUAGAGGUGGGAAGAUUUUUCUUAGAAAAUCUGAUGGAGAACCAGUUAUACUUGUAAAGUGCCAAGCUGACUUAGAAAAAUUGUAA